Messenger RNA from Trichechus manatus latirostris (Florida manatee), 1632 nucleotides. Its product is annotated as cytochrome P450 1A2. The transcript has 6 exons. Gene Ontology annotation, molecular function: iron ion binding; oxidoreductase activity, acting on paired donors, with incorporation or reduction of molecular oxygen, reduced flavin or flavoprotein as one donor, and incorporation of one atom of oxygen; steroid 17-alpha-monooxygenase activity. The record is from RefSeq and is a predicted model, not a curated record. Gene Ontology annotation, biological process: hormone biosynthetic process; progesterone metabolic process. Lineage: Eukaryota; Metazoa; Chordata; Mammalia; Sirenia; Trichechidae.
AUGGCAUUAUCCCAGCCUGUUCCUUUCUCUGCCACCGAGUUCUUCCCGGUCUCCGCCAUCUUCUGCCUGGUAUUCUGGGUGGUCAGGGCCUGGAAGCCUCAGGUCCCCAAAGGCCUAAAGAGUCCCCCGGGGCCCUGGGGCUGGCCCCUGAUUGGACACGUGCUGACCCUGGGGAAGAACCCGCACCUGGCGCUGACGCGGCUGAGCCAGCGGUACGGGGACGUGAUGCAGGUGCACAUUGGCUCCACGCCCGUGCUGGUGCUAAGCGGCCUGGACACUAUCCGGCAGGCCCUGGUGCGGCAGGGCGAUGACUUCAAGGGCCGGCCUGACCUCUACAGCUUCACCCGCAUCACUGACGGCCAGAGCAUGACCUUCAGCCCUGACUCUGGACCAGUGUGGGCCGCCCGCUGACGCCUGGCCCAGAACGCCCUCAACACCUUCUCCAUAGCCUCACACCCAGCCUCCUCAUACUCCUGCUACCUGGAAGAGCAUGUGAGCAAGGAGGCUGAGGCCCUCCUCAGCAGGUUGCAGGAGUUGAUGGCGGGAGCCGGGUGCUUCGACCCCUACAGCCAGGUGGUGGUGUCGGUGGUGAAUGUCAUCAGUGCCAUGUUCUUCGGACAGCACUUCCCCCAGCACAAUGAGGAGCUGCUCAGCCUCAUGGAGAACAGCAAGGAGUUCGUGGAGAUCGCCACCUCCGGGAACCCCGUGGACUUCUUCCCCUUCCUUCGCUACCUGCCCAACCCCACCCUGCAGAAGUUCAAGUCCUUCAACCAGAGGUUCCUGCGGUUCCUGCGGUUCCUGCAGAAAACAGUCCACGAGCACCUGCGGUUCCUGCAGAAAACAGUCCACGAGCACUAUCAGGACCUUGACGAGAACAGCAUCCAGGACAUCACAGGUGCCCUGUUCAAGCACAACGAGGAGGAUUCGAGAGUCAGCGGUGGCCUAAUCCCCCAGGAGAAGAUUAUCAACCUUGUCAAAGACAUCUUUGGGGCAGGGUUUGAAACAAUCAUAACAGCAAUCUCCGGGAGCCUUAUGUACCUCGUGACAAAGCCUGGGAUACAGAAGAAGAUCCAGAAUGAACUGGGUACGCUAUUCGGGGCAGCCCCUAAGCCCUGUCCAUCCUCUGCAGACAGUAAUUGGCAAGGCGCGGAAGCCCAGCUCUCCGACAGACCCCAGCUGCCCUAUAUGGAGGCCUUCGUCCUGGAGACCUUCCGACACUCCUCCUUCAGCCCCUUCACCAUUCUGCACAGCACAAGGGACACAACACUGAAUGGCUUCUACAUCCCUAAGGGGUGCUGUGUCUUUGUAAACCAGUGGCAGGUCAACCAUGACCAGAAGGUCUGGGGAGACCCAUUUGACUUCCAUCCAGAGUGAUUCCUCACUGCUGAGGGCAGAACCAUCAACAAGACCCUGAGUGAGAAGGUAAUGCUCUUCGGCAUGGGCAAGCGCCCGUGCAUGGGGGAGGUCCUGGCCAAGUGGGAGAUCUUCCUCUUCCUAGCCAUUCUGCUGCAGCAGCUGGAGUUCAGCAUGCCACCAGGCAUAAAAGUGGACCUGACCCCCAUCUCCAGGUUGGCUAGGAAGCACGCCUGCUGCAAGCACUUCCAGGCACAGCUGCGCUUCUCCAUCAAGUGA